Ixodes scapularis (black-legged tick) is the source of this 891-nucleotide messenger RNA. RefSeq lists its product as uncharacterized. The transcript is spliced from 3 exons. NCBI's taxonomy places the organism in Eukaryota, Metazoa, Arthropoda, Arachnida, Ixodida, Ixodidae. Bases 1 to 891 code for a protein of 296 amino acids. Gene Ontology annotation, biological process: proteolysis. Gene Ontology annotation, molecular function: nucleic acid binding; aspartic-type endopeptidase activity; zinc ion binding. The record is from RefSeq and is a predicted model, not a curated record.
AUGUUCGCGGCCUACGGAGUGCCGAAUGAGAGCCGGAUAGCUAGCUACGACACGGUCAAGGCCGCCGUCCUGGACGAGCUCCGACUCACCCCUGGCGAGUACCGGAAGCGGUUUGCCGGCGCGCGUAAGCGAAAAGACGAGGGAUGGGCGCAGUUCGCCUCGAGGACGGCCAGCUAUUUCAACUACUAUCUCGAGGCGCGCAACGUAGAGAGUAAGGAGGACCUGAUUCAUCUAAUGGUCGCAGACCAGGUGAAGUCGAGCCUCAGUGAGGAGUGUCUCCGACACGUCACGCUGCGCGAAGAGACGAAGUGGCUGCAGGCGCACGAGCUAGCUAAGGUAGUACAGAUGUACGAGGAAGCAGAGAGAGACGGACGAGCGGCGAGGGGGGCGGAUAUCAGAGGCGAGGGAUCGAAGCCGAAAAAUGACGGUGCGAAGCAGACCUCUUUUCGCCUUUCACCCCGUUGCUUCAGUUGUAACCAAAGUGGUCACAUGGCGAAGAACUGCCCUGCGCGUGAGGGUCAGACUCAGACCGCGCGAAAGUCACACGUGCAGGCAGUGGCAAAAAAGGACGAAUCCGCACCUCCGGGUGCCCCAGAUCAGCUAACGGCUGUGAUAGAUACGGACAAGAAGCAGGGGCUCGGAGGAUCGGGUUUGAUCCUGGUCGAGCUCUCCUCCGGUGACCGGGAGCUGACCGCCGUGCUAGACACCGGAAGUGAAAUAACAGUCGUCAGAGAGAACGCCGUUCCGCCGGAACUGGCCGAGCCUAGCGGCACAAUUCGCCUUGUUUCAGCCUUUGGGCAACAGGUAACAGCAAAACUCGUGCGUUUGCCGCUGCAAGCCGGACCCCGAAGCGGGGUUAAUCAGAAAGACCCGACAAAACGGUGCCCCUGA